AUGAAGAUCUCUUUCUCUUCUGUUCUCUUUGUACUCAUGGUUGUUUUCAUCAUUUCUUCUUCAGGAAACAAGAAAAUGGUUGGAGAAGCAAAGGAUUGUUUUGAUACGUGGACGUGUGAAGGAGGAAGGAGAUGCAGAGAAAAGUGCGCGGCUCUACACAAAGGGACUGGAUGGUGUACUCUCCCUUCUCCUUAUGUUCCUGCCCAAUGUAAUUGCUAUUAUACUUGCUAA
Eruca vesicaria subsp. sativa (arugula) is the source of this 231-nucleotide messenger RNA. The record is from the annotation of a GenBank genome assembly. NCBI's taxonomy places the organism in Eukaryota, Viridiplantae, Streptophyta, Magnoliopsida, Brassicales, Brassicaceae.